Populus trichocarpa (black cottonwood) is the source of this 1126-nucleotide messenger RNA. RefSeq names its product non-specific lipid transfer protein GPI-anchored 16. Lineage: Eukaryota; Viridiplantae; Streptophyta; Magnoliopsida; Malpighiales; Salicaceae. Gene Ontology annotation, molecular function: lipid binding. The record is from RefSeq and is a predicted model, not a curated record. The transcript has 5 exons. Bases 159 to 857 code for a protein of 232 amino acids. Gene Ontology annotation, biological process: lipid transport.
GUUGAACUCCAGAACCCAUUUCAAAUCUACAAGUUAUUUCCCUCCAAUUCUUUUGCCCUCACCAAUCUAUAUAUGAUUUUCGUAUCUCCACCCAUAUAACCCGGUUCUUCUCUAUACUCUUCUAAUCAACAAGAUUUGCAGCUCGUUCAAAACUACUAAUGGAGGGGCUCAAAGUAAUCAAAUUGAUGGCACUGUUAUCAACUCUCUUAGUAAUUUCAGUGAAUGGGCAAAUUAAUACACCGUGCACCAUGUCGAUGAUAUCAAGCUUCACCCCGUGUGUUAAUUUUAUAACUGGAAGCACCAGCAAUGGCUCACCACCAACUGCUAGUUGUUGCAGUUCAUUGAAGUCACUGAUGAGCACUGGCAUGGAUUGCGCUUGUCUACUACUAACAGCCAAUGUUCCGGUUCAGCUACCAAUUAACCGUACUCUAGCUAUCUCUCUCCCCGGCGCUUGUGGCGUGCCGGGACAGUGUAAAUCAUCUGGGACCCCUCUGCCAGCACCAGGUCCCUUCUCGCUAGGGCCAACUCUUCCACCUCCAGCUGCUGCUCCUUUAAGCCCACGAGCUUCCAAAGCAGUAGCACUUGCUCCAGCACCAGAAUCUGAAAUUACUCUACCAUUAACACCAGCAUCCCCGCCGGUGCAAGUAGCAUCCCCGCCGGUGCAAGUAGAAGCCCCACCAGCAACUGCAGGGAUCCGACCAGUGCUGUUCCCCUCAGCAUCUAUGCCAUCCCAUGUUUCGCCACCAUCUUCCUUGCUAAUAUUUCUAGCAAUCAUGCUUUUCAAAAAAAUUCUAUUAAGCUACAGCCUCUUCAUCUUCAUCCCUCUUGCUAUCUGUUUUGUUUUUUUGUUGGUGUGAAAACUUGACGAACACAGCUGAUCAACGUCAUGUUGUCAGAAAACAAAAUAACAGAACGUAGGAAAAGAAUGCCUUUGCUAAUUCAUUAUAGUUCAUCAGCUAAAGCUCCUUUGAACUGUAACGCCUAGACAAGUAUGAUGACACAGGAGUGUUUGAUAAAUUUAAGUACAAGGCAAAUGAUGGAAGAUGAAGCCUGAUACUCACAAGCAAAACAAACAAACCAUUGGAGAAACCUUUUCAGAACUCUAUUUAAUUAUGUUUGCACUGCA